Messenger RNA from Nematolebias whitei (Rio pearlfish), 6701 nucleotides. It is a transcript of the gene c2cd3, whose product is annotated as C2 domain containing 3 centriole elongation regulator. Gene Ontology annotation, biological process: centriole elongation; cilium assembly. NCBI's taxonomy places the organism in Eukaryota, Metazoa, Chordata, Actinopteri, Cyprinodontiformes, Rivulidae. The transcript has 33 exons. Gene Ontology annotation, cellular component: centriole; centriolar satellite. The record is from RefSeq and is a predicted model, not a curated record. Bases 162 to 6701 code for a protein of 2179 amino acids.
ACAGUUUUUCCGCGCUGCGGUUUGUUUUGUGCAUAUUUGUAUUUGCAUCUCAUUUAUUUUUAUUAAUCGGAUAUUUAUUUUACCAGAAAGGGAAAAAUAAAUAUGUCUGCCAGCGGUUCAGACGGUGUUUUGGACUGGCUGUUCACAGGCUGUUCUUAGGGAUGAAGAACAAAAAACAAAAGUCUGUCAAAGCUGGAAGCAGCAAAAGAAAAGCCCCCAGUGAUGUGCCCCCAUCUACCAGCCUCCCACCUCUCGUAGAGGGCCAGCUAAGAUGCUUUCUGAGUGUGACAAUAAGCCGAGUGUUAUGGACGAUUCGCAAGCCUCCACCGUUGACAUUCAUCAGGCUACGCUGGUGGGGAGAGUCAUCCAACGGCACACACUUUUUUCCAAGAGAUGGGUCACAUCUUUCACAGAAAACCAUCAAGACCACUGCUCGCUUCCCCGUCCGCUGCGGCCCAAAGCAGUUCACUUCCUAUCUUACAGACAUGGGCUCUUUGGUGCUUGAAGUUCUGACAAAACCAGAUCAUCUACCAAUUGCUCGGGCUCAAAUUGCUGGUAUUUCCCAUUUAUCUUUGUCACAACCAAUCAGUGGAUUUUACACUCUUGUUUCUCCAACAUCUGACAAGCUGGGAGAGUUGCACGUUUCCCUGAAUUUGGAGCCCUUGACAGAAGCUUAUGACAGCAACAGCUCAGGUCCGGCCACAGACGCCAUCACGGAUGGGCUACAAGCCACCAUGCUGACUAUACCUUCACACCGCAGAUCCCCUUCAGCUGGCAGCGGGAAAGAAUCCGCUGGGAGCAGCGGAGGAAACACACCAAGAGGCAAAGAUCACUUGUAUUUCCAAAAUGUCCAAAAAGACAAAGAAGAGACGCUGGAGAAUCAGAUUCCUACCUCAAACAAAUCUCACAUCAGUCCAAGUGUUGAUCACUUGACUGAGAACUCUUCCCAUGUUCAACCAGCCAAUGACAUCAUCUCAGUGAUUUUGGAGCGUGGAAACAAACUUAGGAAUGCAAUGACUGUUUCAGCUUUAAAGUGUGAUGCAGACUCUGCUCCACCUCUGAAAGACAGACCUCUGCCUCUCCCAACUGACAACAUCCAACUUCCUGACAAGUCUUCUCCUUCUCCGUCGGGUUUGUUUCUUCAAGAUAUCCUUCUUUCAGCUGCAGCUCUGAAGCCCUCUGAUGAUGCAGUUUUAGCCACAGGCAGCAGCUUGGACUAUCCUGCUGACAUGGACAAGAGAGUUGUGGAUCUGCUCCUCGGCAGCCCUAUCACAUCUUCACUACCGCUCUGGGAUAUGCAAGGCUCCCCGCCUGACUCUCUCUCUGGCCACAGCAGUGUGUGUGGAGAUAGUGAGCUCAACGAUCCUCUGUAUGACCAGAGCUUACUGGAAAACCUGUUCUACAAAACUCCUAAUGUAGAUCCAGAUGGUGCUGACAAGAACAGUCAAGAAAUAAUGUCUUCAGCUGAAAAUUCAAAUAAGCUGACACAGUCUGGACCCAGAGUCAGAGAAAAUCCAAAAGCAGAUCACCAGCAGUCUGCAGACUGUAGUGACGCCAGUCAUGUUCCACUCAGCGAGGAGCAUCUGUCUCUGCUGAGUUUGAUUAGAUCUGCCAGAGUGACCAUCGACUCCCUGAUGGUACCUGCAGGCAGCUCAAAUAUCACACCCAGAAAAACUUCUAAAGGGAAACCCCCUCGACCAAUACCCAGCAAGAAGUGUACAUAUUUUGUUGAGUACAUUUUCCCGAUGACUUCAGCUCCCAAACAUCCCGAUCGCAGUAAAGCAGGAGAUGUCGAAGUGACCCGAGCUGUUUCCAGUAAAGUCACAGGUGGAGCUGUGAAGUUCCAGCAGCUCUCUGUGUUUCCUGUCCACUUCAGUACAGCAGCGAUCAAACGGUGGUGGGAAACUGAUCUGAUUUUUCAUAUUUACGCACGAAAAAGCGAUCAGAAAAAGCCCGUUGCCAUCGGUAAGGCGGUUCACCCACUAUGCUGUUUGCUGCAGAGCAAAGAGCUCAGUCAGUCUGUUCUAGUUCCUGUGCAGAGCUUGGAGGGGGUCCAUCAAACACAGGAGAUUGGACCUCUCAAGGUUUCUAUAGAACUGGGAACAAACAGCAAACAUUUCUCUUUGGAAAGAAAUAAGAAGUUGACUUGGAGAGAUUCAUUGCCUUCAAAGGUUCCACCGUGUCCGGAGAGAGAAACCGUUUCUAGAUCUGACGUUGGAAGAGAGACACUCCAGGACAGCUCUAGACUAAAUGUCUGGACUCCUCAGAAACUUUCAAAGGAGCCCUCAUCUCAUCCUGCAACCCAAACAUCUCCUUUUAAAUCAUCCCAGUGGUCCGAGGAGGACUCUGAGGUCCUGCUGCACGCCUUACUCAUGGUUCCAGAUGGGAAGAACUUCAGCUGCGGGCUUCUGCAGGCUCCAAGCGUCUACUUGAACUGUAAACUGUUUUGGUGUGAUGAGACGGCAAGAUCUGUUGUCAGCUGGAGUCAGGCAAACCCAACGUUCAACUUUGUUCAGGUGACGCCCGUGACCUUAACAAUGAAACUUCUGGAGCGAAUGAAGAAUAACGUGAUGGUGAUCGAAGUGUGGCAGAAAAUGGGACAGUCCAAGCAGGAUCGACUGUUUGGCCUUGUUAAAUUACCUCUACACCAAUUUUACAUGUCAUUCAGGGAUCCAAAGAUCAGCCAGCUCCUUCUCCAGGCGCAGUACCCUGUUCUAGGGGUGGACUGCUACAUGCCUGUCAUCGAUGUGUUCUCAGGAAGCUGUCGAGGAAACCUCAGGGUUCUCUUGGCUAUAGGUCGAUCAGAGCAGAUCGUUUCCCUCCAGCGCACCAGGGAUGAAGAGUAUCAUGUUUUGUCUCAUUCAGUGAGGCCUGUUCAUAUGCUCGAUCACCGGUCGCACUCACGGAUGAAGGUAAAAACAGUCCAAGUGGAAGUUGUGACAGAGCAUGUGUUUGUAAUAAGGGUGGAGAAGGUCAGUGGGUUGAUGCCUCUGCAGUCCACAGUGUGGGGGGAGGCUGACUGCUACGUCCAGUACAGAUUCCCCUGUCAGGAGGGAGAUGUUGCUUCAGACAUGGACCAAAGCCUCAUAGAGAGCACUUUAAACCUGAAGCCGUUUCGCAGCACCACCACCCUUUGUGUUCCCGACCUGCUGUUUGGUCACACGGAGACUCAUGUUCUUCUGGCCCCUGAAGGAGUUCCUGUCCAGAGGCUGCUGCUGAGCUCUUUGUCAACGCAGGGUCUGAGCAAUGGAGGAGGCAUCCUGUUCGAAGUGUGGUGCAGAUAUUAUUAUCCAAAUGUGAGAGAUCAGCUUGUAGCCAAAGGAUUGCUUCCACUGUCUAAACUGUGUGCCAUGGCCACCAUGCAAAGACAACAUCCUGACGAGGCUCAAGUGUUCUCCCUGCCCCUGAUUCCCAGGACUGAGGGUCCCACAGGGUUUCAGCCUCAGCCCUCUGGCCUUCUAGAUGUGUGCAUUCAAUACAAGCACAGGCCUGUGAGACCUGAAGGAAAGGCUGGCAGAGGAGCUGCUUCACGUGUUGUCACUGUUGUGGUUCAAGUGCACAGAGCGUCCGGUCUCAAGGCAGCAGCAAGAGUGAUAUCCGAAGAAGAUCAAAAGUUCAGCUACUUUGUAGAUGUAGGAGUGAACCCUUAUGUGACGGUUCAGCUUUCCUUCUUACCGGAGAGUGAAAAGAGGUGUACCCGGACUGCACCCAGGACCUUCUGCCCUGAGUUUGAUCACCACAUGGAGGUUUCCUGUGAUCUGCUGCUGCACAUGAGCAGUGGAGAGACCUGCAGCCUGGCUGAGCAGCUGGAACAAGCCUCUGCUGUCUUUACUGUCUGGAACAGAGAAAGUCACAAAGUGAACGUUCCUAGGCCUGAUGACGUCAUGUUAGGCACAGUGAGAGUUCCUCUGGCUGAUCUGAUCCAUAAAAGAACAGGUAUUUCUGGCUGGUUUGGGUUAUACAUAACUCCUGACAGAAGUCCUUCUCAGCAGCAGAACAUUUUGGUCGGGGGCCUUGAGAUUUCCAUCAGCUUCGCUCAUCCCUCAGACAGAGAACGGGUCGUUAAAGCUGCUCAGGGCUUGGGUUGGGAAAUGCCCCACAGUGACCGUGCACAGCAGGAUGAUGAAGAAUGUUUAAGAAAACUCGCCCUCACUUUUUCCAUACCUAAAGCAUGGCUGCCUGUCCACUGUCUGCUUCUGCCCGGCCUUGGAGAGCUCCAGCGCCCCACUUACUGCUACUUCAGGUAUAAGUUCUUCGACCAGGACGCCUUCUGCUCUCGACUGAAACACCCCUGCGUCGAGGAAGAUGGGCAGGGAAACCGAGCCACAGUGAGUUUUGAAGGAAGCAGAACUGUGGAUCUGAGACUCACUCAGCCUUUGAGGUGGUACCUGCGAGAAGAGAAGCUGGAAGUGCAGCUGUGGGUGACGUUCAACAAGAACAGAACUGUAAGGCCGAGUGACUCGGACCGACUGGUGGGCUCAGCGUUUGUCGAUCUGUCCUCUCUUGCAAAGACUUCGAAGCAGAAACGGACUCUCAGCGGAGUUUACCCGCUCUUCAUGCGCUCUGCAGCCGAUCUACAAGGUGCAGCUCUCAGGGUGCACAUCGUCCUGACGGCUGGUUCUGUUCCCACCAAUACCUUGUCUGAAUGUGACUCAGACGAUCAGGAGGAGGUUUUGUUCCACAAAGUGGAGGCAGCAGAUCACGACCCCUCCGCUGAUACACACAGAAAACCAAACACACAAAGCAGACAGAAGGGUAAAUCCUCCAGACCGACUGCAGACCUCACAUCUGUGCGUCACACAGACAUGACCGUGGACGACUCUUUCUCUGUGACUGUGGCCGUGGACCGCGCCAUGCAUCUGAAUCUGAAAGGCUGUCCUCUUGCAAAGCGCAGUGAAGAGGCGCCUUGCUGCUGUGUUUCGUACAUCACAGCUGAUUCUGCUGAACCAGUGUCCACAUCUGUUGUAGCCAACGCUGACUGUCCUGUGUGGGACCACCAACACGAGUGCAGACUUUCAAAGGAGCUGCUGGUUGAUCCACAACAAUCGUUUGUGUUCAAAGUCUGGCACAAAGGAGAAAUAGAGCGAGUUAUUGGAUUUGCCUCCGUGGACCUCUCUCCUCUACUCUGUGGCUUCUCGUCAGUGUGUGGUUGGUACAACAUCACAGACUUCAGCGGUCAGUGUCACGGUCAGAUUAAAGUGUCCAUUACUCCUUUGAAGGGAGUUCAGGACCUGCGUAGCCAGAGAAAAACUGUGACUGAAGAAGCUACAAGGAUCUCAUCUGGCAUUCCUCUCAGCUACCAAACCACAGCCUUAUACAGCAGCUUUCCUUCCCACAUCAGCAAAUUCCCAGAGCAACAAAUCUCUUCGCCCAGCCACACAGACAGGCUGUUCUCUGAAAGGCCCAGUGAGAGCGAUCGUCACUUUGAGCACAUGGACAAAAUUAGAUUUUAUCAUCAAAGUCUUCAAGAACAAACAGCCUCUGUUUGCAGCAGCUCAGCUAGUGACAUCCAUCCUUCCAACACUCUGUUGUUUUCAGGCCUCAGGAAAAAACUAAGUGAGCUAGACAGCAUUCAGAAGUACUUCAACCGUAAACUUUCAACUCCUACGUUCCCCUCAAUGACUGAACGGGACUGGUGCUCCCAAGAUGAGGAGAAGAGAUGCUCAGAAACCGACACAAGUCAGCUGCUUCUCAAGUCCAGCCAGUUGGUUGGAGAAGUCAACAACAUCAUCAGUGGUCUGAGGAGACACCACCUGGAAACGAUUCCCUCCAGUGCACCAAGUGGCUCAACAACUCCUGUUGAACACGACAGCCCUCAGGUCAUUCCUGAGAGCGUCUCCAGCCCACGCAGAGUCAUCGAUGAGUUCCUCGAUGCUUCGCCUCCUCUUCCAUCGCUGCCCACAGAGAUGUCUGAGGACCACACGAACUCUGACUCUGAUGAAGAAAAGGACAGACGAAGCAGCAACGACAACAUUUCAGAGGGUGAACAGAAAGAAGAUGCGAGCUUCAGACAAGACGAGGAAGAGGAAAUAGAGGAGGAGUACGAGGAGGUUGUGCUGAAACCGAGGCCUCUCAACGAAGUGACCUCACUAACAGACAGAACCAGCCCUUGGACCAGUAUCUUGUCAGACCCUGACUUGGUUUCUGUAGAUAGCACUGAGGCACCAAAAGACUCAGAUCUCAGUGAGGAUGAGGAUGAAAAAAGGCAGGAAGUAAAUCUGGAAACUCCCAGGGAAAAUGACCACCAUCACAGCUCUGACGGCUCAGAAGGAAGAGUCUCAGAGACGGAGAGAAAUGAUGAGAAGACGCUUCAAGAAGCUGAGUUACAACCAGAGGAACGAAACAGCCCCAACGAGAGGUCAGGAGACACAAGUUCAUCAACAGCACCAUCGCCUGACCCUGACACCCACGAUGUUUCAGAACCUCAGGGCAACGAAGAUACAGAGCUCCAAACAUCUCUACCGUUGGAAGUCCCUAAUUUCUUCCUCCCUUCUCACCAACUGGAGGCGUCGUUGAGAGUCAUUCGUUUAGCCCCAUCUUUUUCCCAAACUCCCAUCGAAUCAGGCCAGAACUCUUCGGAGCCCAUCGUCGCCCCUCGCAGACGUUCCCGGCAGCGUCCAGACAUGUCGCCUUCAUCCACAAAGAAAGAAACGGAAAGAAUAGCUCAAAUAUUUGCGACUCAUUUCGACAAGUCCAGUUAG